Ictalurus punctatus (channel catfish) is the source of this 4280-nucleotide messenger RNA. It is a transcript of the gene meis1a, whose product is annotated as Meis homeobox 1 a. The record is from RefSeq and is a predicted model, not a curated record. The coding region runs from base 511 to 1656 and encodes 381 amino acids. NCBI's taxonomy places the organism in Eukaryota, Metazoa, Chordata, Actinopteri, Siluriformes, Ictaluridae. Gene Ontology annotation, molecular function: RNA polymerase II cis-regulatory region sequence-specific DNA binding; DNA-binding transcription activator activity, RNA polymerase II-specific. The transcript is spliced from 13 exons. Gene Ontology annotation, biological process: brain development; eye development; embryonic pattern specification.
UCUCUCUCUCUCUCUCUCUCUGUCCAGCUCGGAGACACGACAGUGAAUUAAGACUAGGCGACUUUCCGCGGGCAGCAUGGGGAUUUUAUCCGACUUGUAAACACGGCUGGAAUAAACGCAGCACCAGCUUGGACCAUCAUCUUCAGCGUCGACUCUUUGGUUUGUUGUUGCUUCUUGUGGCAUUAAAAAAAAAGAAAAGGGGGGAAAAAAAGAAAGAAAAAAGGUGGAAACCUGGCACUUUUGGCACUUAAAAGCGAGCAGGAGUUUGUUGGCGGAUUGACAAUGUGGCGGUGUGUGUGAGCAGCGCCUGAGCUCGGUGGACUCCCUGAUGCGGUGUGAGUCCGAGCGGCUCCGUGGUUCCGCACAGCCGCCCUCGGAGCGCCCAAAGCCGGCCUCGGUGUGAGCGGGGACUCGGUGCUGCGCCGCCACCUCCUCCACCACCUUCUCCUCCUCUUCCUCCUCUUCUUCUUCCUCCUCCUCCUCCUCCUCCUCCACCACCUCCUCCUCCUCAUGGCGCAGCGGUACGAGGAUCUGGUGCAUUACGGAGCGGACGGACUCGGGAUACCGGCCCCGGCGGUGUAUGGCGAGCCUCAUGCGGCGGCGCGCGCCGUGCACGCGGCUCACGGGGGUCCCGGUCCCGGCGCCACUGCCGCCGCGCUCCACGCGCACCACUAUCCGCUGGCUCCCGGCAUGGGCUCGGCUGUUAACGACGCGCUAAAACGUGACAAAGACGCCAUUUAUGGACACCCUCUGUUCCCUCUGCUUGCACUGGUUUUUGAGAAAUGUGAAUUAGCGACGUGUACUCCGAGAGAGAGCGGCCUGGCGGCUGAUGUCUGCUCCUCCGCAUCCUUCGACGAGGACAUUACCGUGUUUUCAAAACAGAUAAGGGCAGAAAAGCCGUUUUUCACGCCCAGUCCAGACCUAGAUAACCUGAUGGUGCAGGCCAUACAAGUGCUGCGUUUUCAUCUUUUAGAAUUAGAGAAGGUCCACGAGCUUUGCGAUAAUUUCUGUCACCGGUACAUCAACUGUCUGAAAGGAAAGAUGCCGAUGGACCUGGUGGUGGAUGACAGAGAAGGAUCUUCCAAAUCCGACAGUGAGGAUUUCAGUCGAAACUCCGGCGGCACCGCGGAUCAAAUGUGUUGGAGGGAAGAUGACUCUGUCUCCGUUCACUCCACCGAAGGUCCGGCACCCUGCGGAGGACGUUCCAGUUCUCUCAAUGGAGACAACAGUAGUGAACAUGGUGACCUUUUGGACCACGGUGCUGCUUCUCCAAGCACAGGGGAUGACGACGAGACGGACAAGGACAGGAGGAACAACAAAAAACGAGGGAUUUUCCCUAAAGUGGCAACCAACAUCAUGCGAGCGUGGUUGUUCCAGCACCUAACACACCCGUACCCCUCUGAAGAGCAGAAGAAGCAGUUAGCUCAGGAUACAGGUCUCACCAUCCUCCAGGUCAACAACUGGUUCAUCAAUGCCAGGAGAAGGAUAGUCCAGCCGAUGAUCGAUCAGUCGAACCGCGCAGUGGGUCACAGUGGGCCAUACACUCCUGACAGUCAGCCAAUGGGAGGCUACAUGUUGGACGGACAGGCUCACAUGGCUGCCAGGGCCUCAGGUUCACUGGGGAUGGGGAUGGACAGUCAGUGGCACUACAUGUAACCAAUGUCUAAUGCAUCUUAACACCUACCUAGGUGUCAGCACCAAAGAUGGCGACUCGUCAACGCUACAAAUCCCAGAAGCCUGAUAAAUGACCUCUCCGUGGCUUAAGGAAUGCAAGUGCCUCGCUGCCACCACAGAGACUGCUGCAGCGGGCCGUUACAGCCGUCUCGUUCAAAAUGGCCGCCCCAGCUGGAGUCUGGCGAGGACUGGGACAUCAAUCAUAAUGGGUCAAAAAAUAAAUAAAUAAAAUGAUAAAAAGAAAACACCUCUACUACUCCCAGCCUUACCUGCUGUAGGCCUGGAGACGAAGACUGAACUGCCUUAAAGGAUAAGGACACUCGAAUGUUAAGCCUCAAAAAAAAUACUUUAUCCAGGUGUUUAAAUGGUGUUUCUUUGUCAAAUUCUAGGGUUUGGAGCCCAAAAAUGACCUCCCGUAGAUGGCUAACAGAAAGUCAUUUACUACUGUUAGCAUAAAAAUAAUGAUCAAUAUCAUGUUGUUGGGUUAUUUUGUGAAUUAUUAAUGCAUUUUCCUAAAUAUUUAACUCUGAAUUGUUAUUUAUGUAUUUGCUUGAAUUGUAACAUCAGCCUUGUAGCAGGAGUUACUUUUAUUCCUUCACCAAGAUGUCUGUAGUUACAGUAUCAGCUUCCUUAGUUACAGCAUCAGCUUCCUUAGUUACAGCAUCAGCUUCCUUAGUUACAGCAUCAGCUUCCUUAGUUACAGCAUCGGUUUCUGUAGUUAAAUGAUCAACUUCCUUAGUUACAGCAUCAGCUUCCUUAGUUACAGCAUUGGUUUCUUUAGUUAAAUGAUCAGCUUCCUUAGUUAUAGUAUCAGCUUCCUUAGUUACAGCAUCAGCUUCCUUAGUUACAGCAUCGGUUUCUUUAGUUAAAUGAUCAACUUCCUUAGUUACAGCAUCAGCAUUCUUGGUUACAGCAUCAACUUCCUUAGUUACAGCAUCAACUUCCUUAGUUACAGUAUCAGCAGUCUUGGUUACAGCAUCAACUUCCUUAGUUGCAGCAUCAACUUCCUUAGUUACAAUAUCAGCAGUCUUGGUUACACCAUAAACUUCCUUAGUUACAGCAUCAGCAGUCUUGGUUACACAAUCAACUUCCUUAGUUACAGCAUCAACUUCCUUACUUACAGCACCAGCAGUCUUGGUUACAGCAUCAACUUCCUUAGUUACAGCAUCAACUUCCUUAGUUACAAUAUCAGCAGUCUUGGUUACACCAUCAACUUCCUUAGUUGCAGUAUCAACUUCCUUAGUUGUAGCAUCAACUUCCUUAGUUACAGCGUCAAUUUCCUUAGUUACAGUAUCAGCAGUCUUGGUUACAGCAUCAACUUCCUUAAUUACAGCAUCAACUUCCUUAGUUACAGAAUAGCCUUAUUAUUUACACCAUCAACUUGCUUAGUUACAAUAUUAACUUUCGCAGUUAUUGGAUCAGCUUCCUUAGUUACAGCGUCAACUUGCUUAGUUACAGGACAAGCUUUCUCAGCUACACCAUUAACUUCCAUAGUUACAGCAUCAAGGCCCUUAGUUACAGCAUCAACUUAUUAUUUACACCAUUUCCUUCCUUAGUUACAAUAUUAACUUUCGUAGUCAGAAGAUCAGCUUCCUUAGUUACAGGAUCGUUUUGGCGUAGAUGCAGGAAGAACCACCUGAAAGUAUCUCCGUUACCGCUAGGCAAAAUGGCAGAAGGAUGAUUUCUGGACGAGACGCUGAUUUCUGGAGGGUCUUUCUCCAGGGCUGAGAACAGCGUGUCUCUGUAAAAACGGUAGCCACAGAAAAAACAAACUUUUCACAUCACUAUACGCGAUGAAAAUUUUUGGCACACGGAGAGCGUAAUGUCUUACCAUUUUGUAUAGAAACGCAUCAUUUUGCCAAGAGGUAAAAUAACACCUUGCAUAAGAUUUACAAGCGUUCCAUCUCACUCGAGUAGUCCAAAAACCAAAAAACCCCCCCAAAAAACCAGUGUGUGUCCCAUUGAAGCGUAUUGGAGGUCACUUUUGUGCUCUCUCAAAUCCACCCCAAAACCACGCUGAAUAAAAUAUGCAUUUUGAGGUUUAACAGUGACCUUUAAGAAGUUAAAAACAAUUUUCUCACCAGCAGCAGGAGGACCUGCACACAUUUUAAGGAUCUACUUCAUCGGGAUCUACGUGGAAUUACGUAAAAAAAAAAAGAAAAAGAAAAAAAAAAAAAAAAAAAAAGAAAGAAAGGCAAGGCCUGGAGAAGGACAUUGCAAAAUAAAAAAAUAAAUAAAAAAAUUGCUUGUAUUGAUGGUACGGUUUGAUUUUAGAUGACAUAGGCACUAAGCUUGCAAACUUUUAAGGUUGAUUGUAUAAUUUUGUAGUGCUGCAAACACCAAAUGCAACGACGUUUACCUUUACGAACAUGCCGCAGAUGCAUCGACGUUUUCAAAAAAAAAAUUAAAAAAAAAUCGAAUGUUCUCGCGUUUCUGCCGCAUUGCAUAUCUCUCGAAUGAGUAACGGUGCUCAACGAAGAUCCUGAAAAAAGAUGAUUGUAAAUGUUCUGGUUUGUAUCGGUGCACCAUGUUCUGUAUUUUCCGCACUAUGUGUGUUUGUGUGUGAGAGUGCGUGUGCUGUUUUCAUAAAACUUUUUACCUCAAUA